UUAAGAGACUAAAGAGCUGGUGCCUGACUCUGAUGAUAAGAACGCUAGCAAUGCAUUAUCGCUUAGUCAUUAGUGAUAAGUACCUCAUUUAUGCAAAUAGCAACUAUGAAGAUUGACAAGAAAAAGAUCAGGAAAACCCGACCAACCCAGGAAGCCAUCAACCAGGAAUCACCAUUACUUCCCAAAAGAAGAGAAGACAGGCAAGAAAUCAAAGAAUUAAAUGAAGCUUCUUUUGUUGGUGCAGUGUUUAAUCUUUCAACGACUAUUAUUGGUGCUGGUAUCAUGGCAUUGCCUGCCACCAUGAAGGUUCUGGGACUUGGCAUUGGGAUUGGUAUGAUAGUGUUUGUUGCAGUCCUCACAGAGCGCUCUGUAGAGAUUUUGUUGAGGUAUAGCAAGGCCGGGAAGCUGGACUCCUAUGGUGGGGUGAUGGGAAGUGCAUUUGGGAAUGGUGGGAGGAGGUUGCUUCAGAUUUUUGUGCUUCUUAACAAUGUUGGGAUCCUCAUAGUCUACAUGAUUAUAAUUGGUGAUGUAUUGUCUGGGACAACUUCAAGUGGAGUUCACCACGCUGGUGUAUUGGAAGAAUGGUUUGGAAUCCAUUGGUGGAAUGGCCGUAUCUGUGUUAUUCUUUUUAUGACCCUUGCUGUGUUUGCUCCAUUGGCAUGCUUCAAGCGGAUAGAUUCAUUGAGAUACACAUCCGCAUUGGCAAUUGCACUUGCAGUGGUUUUUCUCAUUAUUACCGCUGGAAUUACAGUGUUCAAAUUGAUUAAUGGAAGUGUUGCCAUGCCUAGGUUGCUCCCUAAUGUUACUGAUAACACAUCAUUCUGGAAUCUCUUCACCGUUGUCCCCGUUAUUGUGACAGCAUUUAUCUGUCAUUUCAAUGUUCAUACAAUUGACAAUGAGCUGGAAGACUCUUCUAUGAUACGGCCAGUUGUGCGGACUUCACUUGCUUUAUGCUCUACUGUCUAUAUAAUGACAAGCUUCUUUGGGUUCCUUCUAUUUGGCAACUCAACUCUUAAUGAUGUUUUGGCCAACUUUGACACCAACCUUGGUGUCCCUUACAGCUAUGUGCUUAACGAUGUUGUUCGCAUCAGCUAUGCUCUCCACCUCAUGCUUGUUUUCCCUGUGGUCUUUUAUCCAUUGCGCCAAAAUAUCGAUGGUCUUCUUUUUCCUUCAGCCAGGCCUUUGGUUUCAGAUAACUGUAGGUUCACACUGCUCAGCAUAGCACUCAUUUCUUUCAUCUUCUUGGGUGCAAAUUUUGUACCCAGCAUUUGGGUUGCUUUCCAGUUCACUGGAGCAACUUCUGCUGUGUGCAUUGGAUUUAUCUUCCCAGCUGCCAUUGCCCUGAGGGAUCCCCAUUUGGUAGCAUCCAAGAUGGAUAAGAUCGUGUCUGUGUUCAUGAUUUUUCUUGCUCUGUUUUCGAGCUCAGUGGCUAUUUACAGUGAUGCUUAUGCCCUCUUCAGAAAGAAUCCCUCUCCACGCGAGUGAUUUUGUUUGUUUACUAAGAUUCUGAUGUGCAAAGCAAAUAAGCGAUGCUUAGCAGAGAAAAUAAGUUCCCCAAUAAAGGCUGGCUUAACAAGUUGAUGUGCAAGUAUAUAAUGUUAUGUAAUGACUGUCCAUAAGCAUUGCUGUAUUUUGGUUUGAUCUUUUUAUCGAUUGUAAUGCAUCACCCUAAUUCAUAUUUCAUCAGCUUCAGGAUGUUUUAUAUGCAAUCAUUUCUUUCGAGAUUGCUUUUUCA
Molecule: messenger RNA, 1735 nt
Organism: Hevea brasiliensis (rubber tree)
Lineage: Eukaryota; Viridiplantae; Streptophyta; Magnoliopsida; Malpighiales; Euphorbiaceae
Product: amino acid transporter AVT6A
Exons: 5
Coding region: 91-1485 (464 amino acids)
Biological process (GO): amino acid transmembrane transport
Molecular function (GO): amino acid transmembrane transporter activity
Source: RefSeq, a predicted model, not a curated record